UAUUUCUUUUUUCCAGGAAUCCCGCCAGCCGACUAGAUUGUACACCGUGAGCAUCACCGACUCCCUAUGGGUCAACCAUCUCAUAUAUCCCUUCCAUCAUUUCGACACCUCCAAAUUCAAGGUCGGUUUUCCAUUGUCACGACCAGGCAUCUAGAGGAGGCUACUCGAAAAACAAUCGAUCAGUCCAUUAAAGAAAUAACCCAUCAUUUUCUUCAACGUCCAACAAUGGAGCCGAGUAAGGAUCGGGUCGUGUUCUUUGAGCCCCAAAACCUCCGAAUCUACGCAGACGGCCGAAUAGAUCGCCUAAGCGGAGAGGAAAUCGUCCCGCCUUCGCCCCACGCCGAAGCUGGCGUCCGAUCCAAAGACGUUGUCGUUUCGCCCGACACGGGACUCUCCGCCCGAAUUUUCCUCCCUCAAAUACCCGAACCGACCCGAAAACUCGCUCUUCUCGUCUUCUUCCACGGCGGCGCGUUUUGCCUUCAGUCGCCGUUCUCUCCCCGCUACCAUCGCCACCUGAAAGCCAUCGCCGCGGACUCAAACGUCGUCGCUUUGUCCGUGCACUACCGGAGGGCGCCGGAGCACCUCCUCCCGACGGCAUACGACGACGCGUGGGAAGCUCUCUGUUGGGCCGCGGCCCAUUGUGACGGGGAUGGGCCUGAGGCCUGGCUCAACGAUCACGCAGAUUUCAGUCGAGUCUUCGUGGCCGGGGUCAGCGCGGGGGGGACCAUAGCCCACUACACGGUGAGACGAGCCGGCGUGGAUGGGCUUCGUGGGCUUAGAAUUGUUGGGCUGACUACUGUCCACCCGUUUUUCGACAACGGUGCCGUGCCGGAUAAGCUGAUGGAGAUUAUUUUCCCGACCCGAAUCAAGUCGGGUGACCCGAAGUUGAACCCGAGUAAGGAUCCGGAGGUGGGGAGGCUAGGAUGUGGGAAGGUGUUGAUUUUUGUGGCUGAGAAGGAUAUGUUUAGGAAAAGGGGUUGGGCUUAUUACGAGGCUUUGAAGGAAAGUGAAUGGAAUGGGGAAGUGGAAAUAGUGGAGACUGAAGGAGAAGGGCAUGUUUUCCAUCUUGCUGAUCCAACUAGUGAAAAGGCUUUGGCUUUGAUGAAGAAGUUGGUUUCUUUUUUGAAACAGAAGUAGACGACUUCAGAAAUAUUUGAAUUAAUAUUGUUGUUGUAUCAGAAAACUUAAAGAGAGAAAAUUAAGCAAUUGUUAUCCUGGUAGAUGUGUCACAAAUUUGUGGAGGGAAUUUGAUCCACUAAUAAUAAGUGUUGAAUAAAGAGUUGUGUGUUUGUUUUAGAUACCCGCUAAUGUGUUGGAUAAACAAUAUUUGAGAUAAAUGACAAUGGAGGGAUUUUCA
Messenger RNA from Morus notabilis, 1357 nucleotides. RefSeq names its product probable carboxylesterase 13. Lineage: Eukaryota; Viridiplantae; Streptophyta; Magnoliopsida; Rosales; Moraceae. The transcript has a single exon. Gene Ontology annotation, molecular function: hydrolase activity. The coding region runs from base 67 to 1137 and encodes 356 amino acids. The record is from RefSeq and is a predicted model, not a curated record.